CUAUCUUUAGACUUACAUUUAAUUCAGGUUCCCUUAAUUCAGGUUCUCUUAAUCCAGGUUCCCUUAAUCCAGGUUCUCUUAAUCCAAGAUCCCUUCAUCCAGAUUGGAGGGAGUGUGACUCGUACUUGGAGCAGGGUGAGACCACAGUCUCCAUGGUAACGCUCAGCGAGGGCACUGUGCUGUAUUGCAGCCUCAUGCACCAGGGGGAAGAGGAAAUAGGUGAUGAUGUCAUCAGACGUCAUUACACUCCGCCCACCGCGCUGCAUCCUCUGAAGGCGGGUCCUGGCCUGUACUGCUGCCUGUCCGCCAGGAGGCAGCCUAGAGCGCAGAGUGUUCACAGUCUGAAAACAAGAAGAUCACAGGAGGAGAAGAAGGAGAGGACGGAGACGAUGGGAGCACAGGACAAGGAGAAGAAGAGUGAGGAGGAAGAGGAGGAAGGGGAGGCCGCUCCUCCUGCAGCCGGGAAGAAAGAGAAAAGCUCAAAGGAAGUUUAUUUCUCGGUUCUGCCGGAUCGAUACGAGCCGCUGAUCGAGGAGGAAGAGGAGGAGACGGCAGAGGUGAGGAGGAGGAGGAAGGAGGAGAAGAAGAGGAGGAAGAAGAGGAAGUACAAGAAGUACAGGAAGAACGUCGGGAGGACGAUCCGCUUCACGCUGCGAUGUCUCAUGCUCGGAUUACAGAACAUGGCGUCCGUCUACGUGUCGCCGGUCUCCGCGGCGACCGCCGUGGUGACGGAGGUAAACCAGAGAACGUGAACACUUGUUAAUCCCGUCAGAAGAAGAUAAUCUGAGGAGGACGACGACGUGGAAUUCAUGUUUGAUGACUUCAUCGUGUAAAUACUUUGUUUUGAUUAAAUCUGAAUGAACUUUAA
Molecule: messenger RNA, 868 nt
Organism: Solea senegalensis (Senegalese sole)
Lineage: Eukaryota; Metazoa; Chordata; Actinopteri; Pleuronectiformes; Soleidae
Exons: 4
Coding region: 153-752 (199 amino acids)
Source: RefSeq, a predicted model, not a curated record